CUGACUUUUUUUAUCUGUAUAGUACAUUUCUUUGAAAACUCAAGGGGAAAACAAGGCUGACAUUAGGCAAGGCUGUGACGUGCUGUGUUGUGUACAUAUGAAUUGUAUCACUCUGUCAAGAGUCUGGAUGCAAGAAAGGCACUAGAGAAAAAAAUUGAAUAAUGCUGAGACUGGAAACUAUCGGAUACAGACAGGGUCAGGUCAAUUUGUUAACUUUUAAAUACAAUUAAGGUGUAGGGCAGGUUGGUUUCAGUCUCUCACCUCUGUAUUACUGGUAAGUUUUGGAGUAGCUGUAUGAUCAUGUCAAAUGGAAAGACUUCUUCACAGCUACAACUUGUUACAGUCUAAUCAAGUAACAGCAGAACAGGUAUACUAGUCUCCCAUGUGGACUACGACUACGUGCUACAAUACAGAGGUUCUCAGUGGUAAUCAAGGUGAUGUCCAGAAAACAUUCUAACUGUUGUGAAACUACCAGAUGAAUUACAAACAUCCAUCUACCCAGUAACAGGAAGCCACUUGUUUCAGUUUCCAUAGAGACUGCAGCCAUGUUUUCAGUUCUGGUCCCUGCCACAUGUUUGGAGUAGCAGUGAAACUUCCUGAUUCUGGAAACUUAAAUUAAACCCAGACUGCAGAAUUCUUCAUGAAGAACCACAGCCUGCUCCCAGAGGCGACUGAAAACAGGAGCUGAUGUAUAACUUCAUGCUGGUGCUGAAGACUUUCGUCAUACUCAGUAGUGUGCCUCCAAAGAAACGCAAAACAUUAACCAUGGAAAGCACGUCAAGACAUGAAGAGAUGAGGGGGAUGGCUUUUACAAGCAAGGAUUGGAAUUCAGUGCCUGAGCAAUAAACAAAGCACAGGAGAUACAAUAUUCCAGUCCACCUGGAGUCAGGGAAGAGUUCCUUACAACCCCUCUAAGACUGACCACUUUCAUUUUAAAGCUAGCUCUAUUUUUAGGGUUUAUAAAGUUGGGAAAGUUUUAUUCAACAAAAAGGACACCUCUGAGUGGGCUAUUUUGGCUGAAGCAGGUAAAGGAAAAGAGCUGAAAAUGGCUACCCUCAUCAGAGAGAAUUUCAUGUUUGCAUCUUUGUUCUUUAAGAGCAAGGAUGUGAUGAUCUUCAAUGGGCUGAUUGCUCUCGGAACUGUGGCCAGCCAGGAAGUAUACAGCGUCUUUGCCUUCAACUGCCCCUGUUCUCCGGAGCGGAACUAUCUCUAUGGGCUGGCAGCCAUUGGAGUCCCUGCCCUGGUAUUCUUCCUUAUUGGCAUCACACUGAACAAGAACACCUGGAACGUGAUCUCAGAGUGUCGCACCAGGGCCUGCAAGAAAUUCUCGGGGGCAGCAGCCUUUGCAUUGCUGGGGUCCGUUGUGGGUCGGGCCAUGGUGGCUCCCAUGACGUGGUCAGUCAUUUCUCUGCUGAGAGGGGAGGCCUACGUCUGUGCCCUCAGUGAGUUCAUGGACUCCUCUUCGCUGGAGAAUUUCCCAGUUGGCUAUGGUCCCCUGACAUUUGCAAGGUUCCCCUGCAAUGAUGUCCCAGCUGAUGUGGUGAAAUUCCGAGGGGAGAUUGAGCGGCACUUGAAAUACGAGUCUCAGCUCCUGGGCUGGCUGAUGGUUGCAUUAACUGCCAUUGCCGUUUUCCUGCUGUUGUGUCUCAAGCGUUGCUGCUCUCCACUGGGCUACCAGCAGGAGUCGUACUGGUCCCAGUACCGCUGCAGUGAGAAUGAGCUAUUCCAACGCACUGCAGAGCUUCAUGCCAAAAGCCUGGCUGCUGAAAAUGUCAAGCAGUUCUUUGGUUUUGUGGCAAUGGACAAUGAGGAUAAGGAGCGCCUGCAGGAGCACCCAGUAAAGGACUCCAUACCCAGCUCACAGUGGAACCAGAUCACUGGGGUCUACCUGUACCGUGAGAACAAGGACGUCCCCCUCUACAGCCGUCUGAACAAAUGGGCCAAGGGCAUAAUAGAGGACUGCACAGGGGCGAAUGAGAAACAACAGGGUGGCUAUGGGAUUUGAUAUACACCGUUCAAUACUGUUUAAGUUCUUGGGAAAGACUCAAAGGCAAAUUCAGCCUACAGCCCUUCUUCUUUACCUCAGCUGUUCCAUUUUCCCCUCCAACUUGGAAUUUUAAAUUCCACCCCACCAGUAAGAGAGGCAGGCUCAAAAGUCAAAACUCCUCCUCCUAUUCAAACCCCAGCUCAGGUCCACCUAAGUGACUUGGUGCUCUUUAAAGCUGUAGAUUCACGCUACCUAAGUAGCACCUACAGUCUCAGGGCAACAACUCAGCAGCAGGAGCCGUGGCAUUCUAAGGCAAACCCCAUUCAUAUUUUCCUCUUAGCUCUACCACACACCACCAUGGAAACAUGCCAAGAUUUUGCAGAGGUCAUACAAAUAUCCUAACACUAUUAAAAAAGAGGGGAAGCAACAUGAAUGCCCUGUAUCUCCAAAUCCUAUGUAAACUCAGCCUGCUAAAAUGUUGAUUAUGCCACUUAACAUGUAGCUUGACUUUUCUACAGUUAGGAACUCAGCGGCAUACCGUAAAAUGGUGGAAUGCAAAAGCAUUACAAAGAAAACUACUGCCAUCUGAAAACGGCCACCUGAUUACUGUUCACAGAAAGAAGUGCUUGGUUUCUGGAGCCUUGGCGUGUUACCCCUGCACCCCACCUCCUCUCUGACAUCACAGCAUGUUACCCUGCAGUCCCAGCUGCUGCUGUCUCGAUGAGGUAGCAGAUUCUCAAUAUGUGUCCACGGCUGUUCCAAGUGCAAUCAUAACAGGAUCCAUCGCAAAUACCAUCUGUCCGCUUUUGAUACACAAUGAAGCAGAAAGCUUAGUUUUGAAAGAAAUGCACUAAAUUACACUUUUCAUUAGCUGUCUUGACGUUACAAAGUUCUGUUAUCACACCAUUUGUUUCACGAUUGAUUGAUGACUCAGUAAACAGAAAGCCCAAAUCAAGUCUCAACCGUGAACUUCUCCAUUACAGGCUAAACAGAUUCAGUUCCCUUAGUCUGUCUGGGUAUUACACUCUGUUCAAACCAGGAGCUAUUUUGAUUGAUCUCCUUUGUACCGCUUCUAGAGACAGCAAUAUUUUUCUUGUAAUAUGAUGACCAAAACUAAUACCAGCAUCCCAAGUGAAGUAUAACUGUGUUAUGUAUAAUGUUAUCAUGACUACUUGGUUUACAUUUUACCCUCUUAAUGACAAAAAUAAGUCUUGUAUUGACAGGCCUUUGUAUUGCUUCCUUGCACUGUCGAGGUAAAGCAAGUGACAAUUUAACAUAAAUGCUGAGAUCUUUCUAUUAUAUUGCUUUUUCUAGUUCAGUACCACCCAUAUGGCGUAAAAAAAAAUAUUCUUCCAACUUGCAUGUAAUACCUUGUGCCUAUCCAAAUUUAAUAUGCCAGAUGUCUGUCUAGCCUUGAAUUUUGUCCAAGUCCACUGGUUUUGAUUGUUCUGCCAUUGUUUACUAUUUGAAAAUCUGACAAUUGUAAAGACUAUAUCAUUUAUAUUGAUUAAGAAUUACAACCGCUUUAGAUCCAAUUCCUGUGGCACACUAUUAAUUACCUUAGUCCAACAUGAGGUAACUCCUCUUUGUUUUGUCUUUUAACCAAUUCUUUAUUCCCACACAUUAAUGUGGAUUCCUAUACCUUUAGAUCUGAGGAUUAGUCUUCCUUGUAGUACUUUGUCAAAAGUUUGCUUAAAGUCCAACUAUACUACAAUAUAUGAAGUAAUAUGGCCUCAGGUUAUCUAUUGCUGAGGUUAUCAAAGACAUACUGUACAUCAGGCAAGUCAGACAUAUACCUUUUUUAAAUACAGUACAUGCUGGCCUUCUCCGAAAAAACUGAUUUAAUUUAGGAGUUCUUGCAGCUUUAGGUAUGGUUGUUUGGUCUAUUAUUCCAUGACACUUUUUUAAGUUCUGAUUUUUAUGAAUGGGAAUUCCAAGUGUGAUUUUACACUUAGAACGUACACCUACAGUGUACAGGCCUCAGAGUUUUUCAUGUACAGCUCACUCAACAAUCUCUCCCCUUCCUUGCCAUGUUAGAGCAAAUGUCCAAGGAUGAAUGCUAAUAAAAACAAUUAACAUAACCAACACAGUUGUAUAGUUUUUGCAUUAUACUGCUACUUCCCCCAAAAAAGAAAUGAAAGUUCUCAAUUAAUUCUUUACUUUUAAAGGCUUUGAUUAAUCUACUCCUACUUUAGGG
Molecule: messenger RNA, 4184 nt
Organism: Lepisosteus oculatus (spotted gar)
Lineage: Eukaryota; Metazoa; Chordata; Actinopteri; Semionotiformes; Lepisosteidae
Gene: calhm2.1
Product: calcium homeostasis modulator family member 2, tandem duplicate 1
Cellular component (GO): plasma membrane
Molecular function (GO): monoatomic cation channel activity
Source: RefSeq, a predicted model, not a curated record